AUGUCUUCCAAGCAGCCAGAUAUCACUCUUUACUUCCUCAACGCGAGCCGAGCGAUCCGAAUCGCCUGGCUCCUGGAAGAGCUGGAUAUUUCGUACAAAUUGGUCACCUCGCCAAGGGCAGCCAAUGGGCUAGCGCCGCCAGAGUUCAAAGCUAAGAUUCCAACUCGCCUUGGAAGUAGUCCUGUUAUUCAGGAUGGGGAUCUGGUAAUCCAAGAAAGUGGUGCUAUCGUGGAGUAUCUCAUCGAAUCAUAUGACUCUGCGUCACGGCUGUUGCCUCAGGAAACAUAUGCUAGAGCAAGUGUUCGGGAAUGGAUUCAAGCUUCCGAGGGUACUUUCAUGAUGAAUGCUGUUCCGAUUAUCAUGGCCCGUAUGGGAAUGCCAAAAGAGGCUGCACAAUAUGUUUCAGGGCUGGAGGCUGCGAUUGCGCCAAGGGUGCACGAGGCAAUGCAGUGGUUCGAAGCGGAACUUGAAUCAGGCCCUACCAAGGGCCAAUUCAUUGUCGGGACAGGUCUUACUGCUGCAGAUAUCAUGAUGGGCUUUAGCAUCGAGUGCAUUUUUGCCAUGAAGCUGGGAACGGAAAGUCAGGAUUGGCCACUAAUCAGUAAAUGGCUGGCGAAUAUCAAGGAAAGGAAGGCUUAUAGGACAGCGGUGGAAAAGACAGGAUAUUCAAUGUAG
Molecule: messenger RNA, 675 nt
Organism: Fusarium fujikuroi IMI 58289
Lineage: Eukaryota; Fungi; Ascomycota; Sordariomycetes; Hypocreales; Nectriaceae
Product: related to GTT1-glutathione S-transferase
Exons: 3
Coding region: 1-675 (224 amino acids)
Source: RefSeq, a predicted model, not a curated record